GUGUGUUCCGUGUGCUUCCCUUCGAGAAAAGUUGGAAUCUCUUUGGCUCUUCAGUCUUGCCCUGGCUCUGGUCAGAAACGAAAACCGAAGCAGCCCAAACCCCGAGUGAGUGAGUGGAAAGGUGUGAAAACGGAUCUAAAAGGAUCGUGUUCGUGUUCAAGGCGGCACUAUGUGGGCGUUCAAAUAUGUUUUAUGUGCCCUGACAUGCGUUGCAUUUGCUGCAGCGGCACCUGAGGACUGUGAGGUGGCGCCAUUGGUGAGGCAUGCCACGGCAAAGAUGGCGUUGAAUGAUGACACCAUCACUGCCAUCUACAACUGCAAGGCGGGCUUCGAGCUGAGGGGAGCGGCGGAGCUCAUCUGUAACGCGGAGACAGACAAGUGGCAAGGAGAGCCACCCACUUGUGUGAAGGCUUCUGCAGUGUCGGAGCGCAAGAAGAGGGUUCUGGCCAUACCGGAGGAGCCGAAAGUGCCCCUGCCUAUGGCUGCGAUACUGGACAUGAGCUGCAUCGAGGCAAAGGUCAUGGCCCCCGAGAUCAGCCACGGUCUCGUGGUCAAGUACGAGCGUCGCCGCAGGGGCGAGAAGAUCUUCCUCGUGGCCUACUUUGCCUGCAAUGAGAACUACGAGUUCGAGUCCCUGGAAAACUCAGCCAUGUACUGCCACGAGAAGCAGUGGGUGGGUGAGCUGCCCACAUGUAUUCCCCUGGUGGAGUACACCGAUGCGGAUCUCGAGGACGAGGACUACGAUGAGUACGAGACCAUCACUAAUGGCGAUGGCAACACAGAAGACUUUGGUGAAGGUGAGACAAAGGUGACUGAGAACGAACCGCCGCCACCACCUCCGCCGCCAGUCGAAGAGGAAGUCGUGGAGUCCGUGGAGGAGUUAACACUCACAGCGCCUGUGGAGCUCCCAGUGGUAGCCGAGCCACAGCCAGAAGCGAUUGAUGAACCACAACCUGAGCCAGAAAUUGUGGUGCGAGUCGAUGAAGCGGAACCAGCUGAAACUCCCCUUGAACCUGAAGUCAAGGUUGAAGAAUUAGCCGUCACCGAAGACAGUGCUGUGGUUGAGCCCACCAAAGAUCCCUAUGCCCCUCGAUUCCUGGACGAGGACUGCGGCGAAGAUCGCGGAGGCUGCGAGCACAUAUGCAGCCGCCUCUUGUAUCCGGACGAGAAUGAACCCGUCCUGAAGUGCAGCUGCCGUGAAGGCUACACCCUAGAUCCGAGCGACUAUGUCAGCUGUCUUGAUAUUGAUGAGUGCCAGGAGUCGAAUGGCGGCUGUUCAGAGAUCUGCAACAAUCUGCCGGGAAGCUUUCAGUGCGCCUGCCAGCAGGGCUACCAAAUAGAUACCUCAACGGGAAAGACUUGCGUGGACAUUGACGAGUGCGCCAAUGCGGAAUUAUCUGGCGACUGUCAAAAUGGUUGCGAGAACUUGCCCGGAUCUUAUCGCUGUGUGGUGCCAUUGGUCACCCAGGAGGAGGCCGCCACUGCAGUGUCCGAGCCCACGGAGGAGGAUAACGAGAUCCCAGUGGAAGUGGAACCCAGCAGCACCAAGGUGAAGUGCAACCCUGGGUUCCAGCUCUCGCCCGAUGGCAGCGAGUGCCAGGACAUUGACGAGUGCAAAAUCGAGAACGGCGAGGAAGAGCCUCACCUCUGCCAGCAAGAGUGUCACAACACCAUCGGCUCCUAUCGCUGCGGCUGCCAUCCGGGCUACCAUCUGCUAGAGGAUCAGCAGAGCUGCGCCCUCGACGGUUGCGAGGACCUGGACAAUCCCAAACUGAAUCGCACUCGCUGUGCGCACGAGUGCGAGGACCUGCCCGAUGGCCAGUACAAGUGCAAGUGCCCCCAGGGCUACGAUCUGGCCGAGGAUCGGCACAGUUGUGUGGUGGCCGAGUCGCCCUGCACCACGGAGCACGGCCACGACAGCUGCCGGCCGGGCAGCUGUGUGCCCAGCGAGGACAACAGCAGCUUCAGCUGCCUCUGUCCCCCUGGCUACACGAGCGAGCUCUUCAGUUGCCAGGACAUCGACGAGUGUGCAGAGGAAAGCCAUCUGUGCAGCCACAGCUGUUUCAACACCGACGGUGGCUACCAGUGUCUGUGUCCUGUGGGUCUGACCCUCGUCGAGGAGUUCACGUGCGUGGCCGAGGAUCUGUGCGAGGUCAACAACAAUGGUUGCGAGCAGAUCUGCCUCACGGCUCGAGGCGGGGCUUGCUCCUGUCGCGACGGCUUCCGCCUCGGCGCAGACGGCAAGAGUUGUCAGGACAUUGACGAGUGUCUGGUGGAGAACGGUGGCUGCCAGCAGGUGUGCCGCAAUCUGCCAGGUACCCAUGCCUGCGCCUGCGAGCGCGGUUACGAGCUGUCCGCCGACGCCAGGAGCUGCCAGGACAUAGACGAGUGCGCCGGACUCCUCUCGGGCGGCUGCACCCACGAGUGCAUAAACAAGAAUGGCAGCUUCGAGUGCGGCUGCCCCUUGGGCUACAUCCUUGAGGAGGACAAUCGCAGCUGUCGCCCCGCCCUGGUUGGCUGUCCACCUGGCAGUCAGCAGACCUCCGAUGGCUGCGAACCUAUCAAAUGCGGCCUGGGCCUCCUGCUCGGUGCAGAUGGCAGCUGUGUGGACGUCGACGAGUGCCAGUUGAACAACGGCGGCUGUUCGCAUCGUUGUGAGAACAGCCAGGGCUCCUUCCAGUGCGCCUGCCCAGCCGGCUACCAGCUGGACGGCGAUCUCAGGACCUGCCAGGAUGUGGACGAGUGUUCGCUGGACACGGAGAGCUGUGUGGCUGGCAGCUGUGUCAAUGAGCCUGGCGGUUUCCGGUGUGAGUGUGGCCUCGGUAAGAGGCUCUCCAUCGAUGGCAGGACCUGCCUGGAUGUGCCUCAACCACCGAGGGCCUCGCCUAUUCCCGAGCUACCCAAAGCAAAUCCAUUUCCCACGUUUCCCGAGCUGCCCAAAGCUCGUCCAGACGAGCGCCUGACACCUGCUCUUCCCGUGUUACCCAAAGCGAAUCCAUUUCCCACAUUUCCCUCGCUAAACAAGGCGCCAAAGUAUCCGUCUGCAGCUCCGGAAGCCCCAAGGUUACCUUCGUUUGUAUCAGUAAACACCAGACUUCCCCAGAUCCCUCGGAUUCCCUGGGUGAGUCCGUCCCAGCCACAACCACGGGAUGCCUGUCCUCGCUUCCAGGCGCCGGUGAACGGCAAAGCUCGCUGCAAUAAGUAUCGCCACAAGCGCACCCAAUUCUACAACAGCCGCUGCAGAGUCACCUGCAAUCCCGGUUUCACCCUCCAAGGAUCGGAGAUCAGGAGCUGCGGAUCCGCUGGUAUUUGGGAGGGCCAGGAGAACAAGUGUGUGCCUCUUGUUCAGCGUCGUGUGCAGAUAUGUCCUGCCCUGAAACCGGCCGCCAAUGGUUUCAUCUCACCAGCCAGCUGUACGCAGGGGCCCUCCAGAAUUGGGACCAUCUGCCGCCUGCAGUGCAACUCCGGCUUCUUGCCCACUGGACCUAUGCUGGCCAAUUGCAUGGGCCUUCAGGGCUGGUCCUUCGGAUCCCAACUCAACUGUCAGCCAUUCGGCAUGAGUUUCUUCAACAACAACCAGCUUCCCUGGAUCCGAUCGCAGUCUCUGCAGAACGUGCCCCCCGUACAGCAGGCAGCACCAAGAGCUCAACCCUACAUCAAGUGUCCUGAGAAUGUGGUCAUCCUGCUGCAUCGCGGCGAGGUCAAGGCUCACGUGACGCUGCAGAGGCCCCAGACGAAUGUGGACUACCGAUAUGUGGCUGUGUCUCCCGCCUGGGCCAAGCAGCUGGAGGCUCACCUUCCUGCUGGUGUCCACAAGAUUGCUUUCCGCGCUCAGCACCCACAGACGAUGCAGAGUGCCGCCUGCCAGACGAUCAUCACCAUCAAGGCGGCGCCAACGACACAGUCGAAUCUGUUCACAUUCUCAUCCGCUCCAGUUCAGAGUCAUUCAGGAUUCUCCAGAACUGCUGCAUUUCCCACAUUUUCCUCUCGGUCUUCAGCGCCUGCACCCGCACCCGCACCCGCACCGUUUCCCACAUUUUCCAGGUCCUCUCAAUUUGCCAGACUAUCUGCACUUCCGGAACCUUCGGCACCACCUGCCCCCGUGUCGUACCCAAAACUAGAGUCAGAGAAGCUUGCCAGUGCUGCUCCUGAGCGCACUGAGAGCUUCCGGGUGGACCUGGGCUCGGAUACAUCCAACUACUGCCCACCCUCGAUCGAGGUUCAUCUGAAGGAGAACCAGAAUCUGCGAUCAGUUGUCUGGGAAGAGCCCCGUUUCGAGGGCAAACUGUUGAAGAUCUUCAAGUCCCAUUUCCCUGGGGCCCUGUUCAGGCUGGGCAAUCAUGCCAUCAAAUACGAGGCCACCACCACCGAUGGUGUGACCCUGAGCUGUAGUUUCCACAUUCAUGUGAAGGCUGCCAAGCCCGCACCUGCACCUGCACAGCCAGAUAUAGCCUUUCCCGAGUCCGAGUCGGCGGCAGCACAACUUAGGGAGAAGCCAGCCUCCAGCAGCAGUCUGUUCGAUGGCCACGGGUCCUAUGUGGUCUGUCCCGAUAAAGAGCCAGUUCGAGUGACGGCCCACCAAUCCGUCAACCUGCCCGUGGGCUGCACUCUGAAGAACGUGCGCCCGCAAACGAGUCCCCAGACGCAAGUGAAACGCGGCACCCUCACCUCGCUCUGGCAUCGAUACAACACAAACUUCUAGAGCCCACUACUUAAGCUAUAAACUAUCUUCUCAUAGGAGCAGAGAGGCAAACGAGAAGAGUGGGAGGAAUACCAUUGGAGGCGCCAUUGAUGCAAAUACUUUUGUAAAUCUUUUUAA
Drosophila guanche is the source of this 4819-nucleotide messenger RNA. RefSeq lists its product as uncharacterized. Bases 170 to 4702 code for a protein of 1510 amino acids. Gene Ontology annotation, molecular function: calcium ion binding. The transcript is spliced from 11 exons. The record is from RefSeq and is a predicted model, not a curated record. NCBI's taxonomy places the organism in Eukaryota, Metazoa, Arthropoda, Insecta, Diptera, Drosophilidae.